AUGAUAUCAAAAUCAGUAACCAACAUUGUAAACAGAACUGAAAUUUACCGACUCGAAGAAACUUGUUCGCGGCUUAUUUCAUUAUGCAACUCCAAGUCUUUCAAAGAAGGUAUAUGCAUUCACAGCCCAAUUAUCAAGUUGAGUCUUCAGGAUAAAUUAUUCUUAAACAACAAUUUGCUCUCGCUUUACGUAAAAUGCUCCAGAGUGGAAAAUGCACGCCACUUCUUUGAUGAAAUGCCUCUAAAAGACGUCGCUUCUUGGACCGGGAUCUUGUCUGGUUAUGUUAAGAAUAAAAAACACUACGAGGCGCUUGAUUUGUUUUAUUGUAUGAUGAUUUCUGGUCAAUAUCCCAAUGAGUUUACGUUUUCGAGUGUCUUGAGAUCGUGUUCUGCUCUUGGUGAAUUCAACUAUGGAACUCGAGUUCAGUCCUAUGUUAUCAAAUAUGGAUUUCAAUCAAAUCCUUUUUCGGGCAGUGCUUUGAUUGAUUUAUACUCCAAAUGGGGUUUCACUAAUGAAGCUUAUAAGUUAUUUACAUGUAUGGAAAACGGUGAUACUGUUUCUUGGACUACAAUGAUCUCUUCGUUUGUUAAAGAGCGAAAAUGGAGCCGGGCUUUGCAAUUUUACGUUCAUAUGAUUGAGGCCGGUGUUCAUCCAAAUGAGUUCACUUUUGUGAAAAUUUUAGCUGCUUCCUGUUUUCUUGGUUUAAGUUAUGGAAGAUUGGUUCAUGGUCACAUGAUUGUUCGGGGAGUCAAGAUGAAUGUGGUGUUGAAAACUGCCCUUGUUGAUAUGUAUUCGAGAUGCCAGAGGAUGGAAGAUGCUAUCAAGGUCUCAAAUUUGACGCCUGAAUAUGAUGUGUUGUUAUGGACUACUAUUAUAUCUGGGUUUACUCAGAACUUGAAGUUUAGAGAGGCUGUUGCUGCAUUUCAUGAUAUGGAGGUUUGUGGAGUAGCACCAAAUAACUUCACGUAUUCUAGUAUCUUGGGUGCAUGCUCAUCAGUUCUAUCUUUGGAUCUGGGGAGACAGAUUCAUUCACGAGUGAUUAUGGCUGGAUUGGAGGAUGAUGUGUCUGUUGGAAAUGCACUUGUUGACAUGUACCUAAAGUGUUCCAGCAUGAUAGAAAGUGGCUUGAGAGCUUUUAGAGUAAUAAGCUCACCAAAUGUCAUCUCUUGGACCUCUUUGAUUGCUGGUUUUGUCGAACAUGGUUUUCAUCAAGAAGCUUUUCAACUUUUCGAGGAGAUGCAGGCUUCAGGAGUGCAACCAAAUUCCUUUACAAUCUCGAGUAUUCUUGGGGCCUGCAGUACAGUAGAAUCUGUAAGCCAACUGUCGAAAAUCCAUGGAUGUGCUAUCAAAACAGAAGUGGAUGAUGAUAUAGUCGUUGGGAAUGCUUUAGUGGAUGCUUAUGCUGGGUUGGGAUUAGUAGAUGAUGCAUGGCAAGUGAUUAGCAAGAUGAGUCACCGAGAUGCUGCCGCAUACACAAGUUUAGCCACAAGAAUGAAUCAGAUGGGUCAUCAUGAAGCGGCGUUGAACAUCAUAACUCACAUGUAUAAUGACAAUGUCAAGAUGGAUGGAUUUAGCCUGGCCAGCUUCAUAGCUGCAUCAGCGAGCUUGGCUGGGGAGGAAAUUGGAAAGCAACUUCACUGCCAUUCCAUGAAAUCUGGAUUAGUUUGCUGGAUUUCAGUUUCAAAUAGCCUAGUUGACCUCUAUGGGAAAUCUGGAUCUUUAUCUGAUGCACACAGAGUUUUUAGGGAAAUAACUGAGCCAGACGUUGUGUCAUGGAACACAUUGAUAUCUGGAUUGGCAUCAAAUGGGUAUAUCUCCUUUGCUCUCUCAGCUUUUGAUGAUAUGAGGUUAGCAGGAAUCAAGCCCGAUUAUGUUACAUAUUUGAUAGUGCUUUCUGCUUGUAGUCGAGGUGGACUGGUUGACUUGGGUCUUGAGUAUUUCCAGUCUAUGGAAAAAGUGCAUUAUUUAUUGCCACAGUUUGAUCAUUAUGUUCGUUUAGUUGAUCUUCUUGGACGAGCCGGCAGGCUAGAGGAGGCAAUGGAUGUGCUACAAACUAUGCCUUUUAGGCCAGAUGCUCUGAUCUACAAAACAUUACUGGGUGCCUGCAAGAUGCAUAAGAAUGUACCUCUCGGGGAAGAUAUAGCAAGGAGAGGGCUCGAACUUGACCCUUCAGAUCCAGCAUUCUAUGUGCUGCUUGCAGACCUGUAUAAUAAUACUGGCCAUUCUGAUUUAGCUGAGAAUACUUUCCAGAUGAUGAGAGAAAGAGGUUUGAUGAAUCCUGAACCAAGCUCGAUGGAAUAUGGGAACAAGAUUCAUCUCUUUAUUGCGGGACAUGCUGAAGAUGGGGUUCAUGAAGAAAAUAGACUGAGCUAUAACAGAGUUUAAGGAUUACAUAUAUCAAUAUGAAGACAUGGAGUGAGAUAUUGUAUAUUAGGCUGCUGCAUAUUCAGUCUUUCAGCCUUCUAAAUACAUGAAAGACUCGUAUAGUUAUAACCUAUAUGCAGAGAUUACCUUUAACAUCUUAUUCCUUGUGACUACUGAUAUGGACCAUGGGGAGCAUUGUGAGCCAUGGAAAAUGAUUUCAUUCCUUCAUGAUGAAUGCUUGUGCAGGGCCAUUGGUAGUCUUAAUUCUGGAACGAGACUUUCCAAGACCUUGUGGAUCAGUUCCCAGUCAGGAUAGAUGAUUCUUCCGUCAGGUUAAAGUUUGUUUGAACGAGGCCAUUUACUUUCACAAGGAGAAUGGGAAAAGAAUUUGUGAGAUGUUUUACAGUUUGGCAGCUUGAAUUGAAGCUGAUGGCUACUGUGUCAAUCACUCUGAAUGGCCAGGCUUAUGAAAUUUCAAAAGGCUUUAGCCCCUGUGAACUUUUGGAAAAUACUGGAACUAACUACGGUUGCUUAUUCUGCAUAGUACAUGACUAUUGCAAAGCGAGCACGAAAAUAAUCCAAAUUGUUUGCGCCUAAAAAUCAACUCAUUACCAUGUUCUUCUGUUUUGGCGUCCUGAGCUGAUGAAUUCUGCAGUGGUUAAGCCGAAGCCCCAUCCUCAAUGUUUAACCUCCUGCGAAAGUAGUUGCUGCUAAAAGAUUCUUCGCAAUAUCGAGUAUAAAUCUGUACGAAUAUGAAUUGCACAGCAGUUGGAACUAUUUCCUGCAUUUGGUGAGUUGGGGAAAGGCGAGAAGGAGGGUAAUUCUGAGGUCUCUUGUUCUGGUUUCAGGUUUGUGAAAUCAGUUGCUCAGAUGCCUUACAAGUAGAGGAAGAUGAGUUACAGCUCCAUUUAAAAUUGCUUGUUUGGAUUCUGGAAGUUGAUACCAGAGUCAAGUUGUAAACAGGCGAAACAUGAUGAGUUUGAGUUCAUUAAAUUAUA
Pistacia vera is the source of this 3362-nucleotide messenger RNA. Its product is annotated as pentatricopeptide repeat-containing protein At5g52850, chloroplastic. Gene Ontology annotation, molecular function: protein binding; RNA binding. Gene Ontology annotation, biological process: RNA modification. Lineage: Eukaryota; Viridiplantae; Streptophyta; Magnoliopsida; Sapindales; Anacardiaceae. Bases 1 to 2385 code for a protein of 794 amino acids. The record is from RefSeq and is a predicted model, not a curated record. The transcript has 2 exons.